AUGGCUUUGUCAGUAGACUCUGCUUUAUAUCGCUGGCAGCAUCUGUGGCGUGUAAAAGGAUCCUCUCAGCUGGAGUCAGCGCCUCUGUUGUCCUCUGACCACGAGAGGAAGAAAUACGAUUUCAACAGGUGGAGAGUUAUAUUUCCCAGUAAUGAGAGAUUUCAAAAGGAGUCCAGCAAAGUCUCUCGGUUUUAUUCUGGAAAUGGGAUACAGACCACAAAGUACACUUUGCUGACCUUUUUACCCCAGAACAUCUUUCACCAGUUUCACAGGCUGGCCAAUUUGUAUUUCCUGAUUUUGGUUAUCAUCAACUGGUUCCCACAGUUAGAAGUCUUCCAUAGGGAACUCACAAUGUUACCUUUGGCUGCUGUGCUUUUAAUUAUCGCCAUUAAAGAUGGCGUUGAAGACUGGAAGAGACACAGAUUUGAUCAGCAGAUCAACUUUUCUAAAACAAAAGUCUAUAUUAAAAGCCAAAAGACCUACAUUGAGAAGUGCUGGAAAGAUGUGUGCGUGGGAGACUUUGUACAGCUGCAGUGUAAUGAGAUAAUCCCUGCUGAUAUCCUGCUGCUCUACUCCUCUGAUCAGAAUGGGAUCUGUCAUUUGGAAACAGCAAGUCUCGAUGGGGAAACCAAUCUUAAACAACGACAAGUGGUGAAAGGAUUCUCUAAUCAGAAUGCUGAAUUUGACCCAGAAUUAUUCCAAAACAUCAUUGUUUGUGAAAACCCCAACAAUGAUCUUAAUAGAUUUAAAGGCUAUAUGGAGCAGCCUGAUCUCACACGCAUUGGUUUUAACAGAGAAAGCCUUCUUCUUCGUGGGUGCACAAUGAGGAACACAGAAGCUGCAGUAGGAAUUGUUAUCUAUGCAGGCCAUGAAACCAAAGCCAUGUUAAAUAACAGUGGUCCUCGAUAUAAACGCAGCAAAAUAGAGAAACGAAUGAAUGUUGACAUAUUCUUUUGUGUGGGACUGCUGAUCGUCAUGUGCCUCGUUGGAGCUGUAGGCCACGGCAUUUGGAAUGGGCUUUUCUUCGACCCCCCUUUGUACAUCCUCCCAGACAGAAAUGGCAACUACCUUGCUCCAGCUCUGGCAGGUUUCUACAUGUUCCUGACAAUGAUCAUCCUUUUACAGAUUUUAAUCCCCAUCUCCCUCUACGUGUCCAUUGAACUAGUCAAGUUGGGUCAAGUUUUCUUCAUUCAUAAUGAUAUUGACCUGUAUUAUGAGGAGCAAGACCUGUCCAUACAGUGCAGAGCGCUAAAUAUCACUGAGGACCUGGGACAAAUCCAGUACAUAUUCUCAGACAAAACGGGGACCCUAACUGAGAACAAGAUGGUGUUUCGACGGUGUACAAUCAAUGGGAAGGAAUUCUCGCAUCAGGAAAAUGCCAAGCGACUGGAGACCUACAAGGAGCAGGAUUCAGACAGUGAGGACUGGAUGAAACAUUUCACUCUCCCUUCCAACAAGGGUGGAGAAACAGCCACGUCAACAAGGAUGGCCACCAAACCCUUGAGGAGGAGUCAGAGUGCUCGGGCUCAUUUCCAGGGGCAUGUGAGACACAGGUCUCUGGGGCGCUGUGGAAGCUCUCGGUCUCAGGUGGCAUUCAGUAGCACCAUAGAAAAGAACGUGACCCCAGAUAACAGGCUGUUGAUGAAAGUGAGAAAUGCAUCGUGCCAGCUGGAAUCUUUCACACCGUUUAUGUCUGCAAAGACCACCUCUUCCGUCACCGACUUUUUCCUUGCCCUGACCCUCUGCAACACCGUGGUGGUCUCCACAGCAACUGAUCCAAGACAAAGGGUUACUACUCUCCCCCUAAUGAAGCCAGCAGGAAUUUCCCUGGAGAGAAUCCACCAGCUGUUCCAGCGGCUAAAGCUGUCAAGCCUCAACUACUCUUUCAAAUCCGCUCAGUCGAACACAGGAGGCAGUUUCAGCACAGAAAGCACCAGAGUCUGCGCCGAUUCUGAGAAAAGAAAUUAUUUUCCUUCACAAAGCUGCUCGACCUUAACAGAUUAUGACAGUUUUCAAGAAGAUUCAAUAAUUCCGGAAGAGGCCUCUGGGGCCAGCGAUGGCUGUUUGCGUGAGAUUUGCGAGACAGAUACCGGGGGGCCUUUGCAACCAGAAUUCUGUUACGAGGCUGAAAGCCCAGAUGAAGCAGCCCUCGUCCACGCCGCCCGUGCAUACCAGUUUACAUUAGUGUCCAGAACCGCUGAACAGGUGACUGUGAGGUUGCCAGAGGGCACCCUCCUGACUUUUGACCUCUUGUAUACUUUGGGAUUCGACUCCAACAGGAAAAGAAUGUCCGUCGUGGUGAGGCAUCCUCUGACCAAGGAGAUCAUUGUCUAUACCAAAGGGGCGGACUCUGUCAUAAUGGACUUAUUGGAAGACCCUGCCAGAGCUACCAUGACUAUGGAAAAAAGGAUAAGGAAAGUAAUAGUUCAAACACAGAAGCAUCUAGAUUGGUAUGCACAAGAUGGCCUGAGAACUCUGUGCAUAGCUAAGAAGGUCUUAAGUGAAGACGACUUUCGGAAAUGGGCCAACUUCCGUCACGAGGCAGAAACAGCGAUUGACAACAGGGAGGAGCUAUUAAUGGAGACAGCACACCAUCUGGAGACUAAACUCACUCUACUAGGAGCAACUGGGAUUGAGGAUCGUUUACAGGAUGGCGUCCCUGAUACAAUUGCUGCAUUCAGAGAGGCUGGGGUCCAGAUAUGGGUGCUGACCGGAGAUAAGCAGGAAACAGCCGUCAACAUUGCCUAUUCUUGCAAACUUCUGGGCCAAAGAGACACUGUCUUUACUAUUAAUACUGAAAGUAAGGAAACCUGUGAAUCCCUGUUGGAUAUCACACUGGAAGAAGUGAAGAAGGCUCAAGUAAUUGCAAGAACAAUGUGGAAUGUUUUUGGCAUUAAGCUACCAUUUUCUUGGUCAAGCACUGUGACUCCAAAUCCUGCUGUUGGUCUGGUGGUGGAUGGGAGCACUCUGAAUACCAUUUUCCAGGGACAACUUGAGCACAAGUUUCUUGAAUUAGCCAAGUACAGCCGUUCAGUUUUGUGUUGCCGGUGUACCCCACUACAAAAGAGUAUGGUAGUCAAACUUGUACGAAGUCACCUGAAAGUCAUGACCCUGGCAAUUGGUGAUGGUGCAAACGAUGUAAGUAUGAUUCAGGCAGCUGAUGUUGGAAUUGGCAUUUCUGGACAAGAAGGUAUGCAGGCUGUCAUGGCCAGUGACUUUGCCAUAUCUCGGUUUAAACACCUCAAGAAGUUGGUUCUAGUCCAUGGGCACUGGUGUUAUUCUCGCUUGGCAAAGAUGGUAAUUUACUUUUUCUAUAAGAAUGUGGCCUACGUCAACCUGCUCUUCUGGUACCAAUUUUUCUGUGCUUUCUCGGGGGCCUCCAUGAUAGACUACUGGCAAAUGAUCUUUUUCAAUAUGUUUUUCACUUCUGUGCCACCCAUCCUUUCUGGAGUCCUGGAUAAAGAUAUUUCUGCAGAAAUUCUAUUAAGUUUGCCUGAGCUAUACAAGAGCGGACAAAACUCAGAGAUAUACAAGCCGCUGACAUUUUGUGUUGCCAUUUUGGAGGCUUUCUACCAGAGUCUCAUCUGCUUCUUUGUCCCUUAUCUAGUGUAUUUUGAUUCUGAUAUUGGUGUUUUCACAUUUGGGACAACCGUCAACACCGUCUCCCUCUUCACCAUUCUAUUUCACCAAGCCUUAGAAGUUAAAACUUGGACACUGUUCCAUGGGAUAACAAUCAUUGGGAGCAUACUGCUUUACUUUAUUUUCUCAAUCAUCUACAAUGCUGCCUGUAUCAUCUGCAACCAUCCCACCAAUCCGUAUUGGAUUAUGGAGAUGCAAUUCUCAAAUCCCAUUUUUUAUCUUAUAUGCCUCAUCACCCCAACUGUAGCGCUUCUACCAAGGUACCUUAUCAUGACUGUGCAAGGAUCCUUCCAAGUUUCUCCCAUUCUCAAAGCCCAAUACCUGGAUAAGCUCCCUAAGGAACAACAGGACCAGGAAAUACAGAAAUGGAAAUCGAGGAAACAAGCCACAUCAACCGCAUCAACACCCGCUAGUAAUGAACUUACCCAACCCAUUGCAAAUGUGGGCAUGUCGAUAUUCGAUCAUGCAGAAGCAGGAAUAGCACGUUAUGAGAAUGGUGGCUGUCAGAAUCUCUACUCCUCAGAGCAGGAUAUACUAGGAGAAUGGAUGCCAAAUACAGAAAGCAGUGACCACACCAGAAGUUGGGCAGAGGAGGAGGCUGGGGCUGCCAGUUUCCUUUCCACAGAAGCUUCUCUCGGGCAACGUCUGACCGCAAAACCCUUUUCUGGCUGCCUUCCCAGCGAUACUGGAAGUUCUGUUCGAAGGAGCCAUCGGAGAUCUGUGAGUGCGGUGACUCUAUGA
Euleptes europaea (tarantolino) is the source of this 4380-nucleotide messenger RNA. RefSeq names its product ATPase phospholipid transporting 10B (putative) (gene ATP10B). The record is from RefSeq and is a predicted model, not a curated record. Lineage: Eukaryota; Metazoa; Chordata; Lepidosauria; Squamata; Sphaerodactylidae. The coding region runs from base 1 to 4380 and encodes 1459 amino acids. Gene Ontology annotation, molecular function: ATPase-coupled intramembrane lipid carrier activity; ATP binding; ATP hydrolysis activity. Gene Ontology annotation, biological process: phospholipid translocation. Gene Ontology annotation, cellular component: plasma membrane. The transcript is spliced from 22 exons.